AUGGCGGUCCGCCUGUGGCUCAUCACCCUGGCUGUGACUGCCCUCCUCGCCGUGGACAGAGAAGUGCCAGUGUCGGCAGUAAAGACUGUUUUCUCGAGGAUGCCCAUCUGUGAGCAUAUGGCAGAGUCUCCAACCUGUCCCCAGACAUUCAACCCAGCCUGUGGCACCAACGGGGUCACGUAUGACAACGAAUGCCAGCUCUGCUUGGCCCGGAUGAAAACCAAGCAGGACAUUCAGAUCACGAAGGAUGGCAAAUGCUGACGUCCACAGAAGCCCCUCCCAGCAUGAAGAGGCAGGCUGGAGAGACAACAUGAAA
Messenger RNA from Echinops telfairi (small Madagascar hedgehog), 316 nucleotides. It is a transcript of the gene SPINK4, whose product is annotated as serine peptidase inhibitor Kazal type 4. The transcript is spliced from 4 exons. The coding region runs from base 1 to 261 and encodes 86 amino acids. Gene Ontology annotation, molecular function: serine-type endopeptidase inhibitor activity; protein binding. NCBI's taxonomy places the organism in Eukaryota, Metazoa, Chordata, Mammalia, Afrosoricida, Tenrecidae. The record is from RefSeq and is a predicted model, not a curated record.